GAAAGCUCUAGCAUGACACCACCAUGCUGCAGAGCUUUUGCAUAUUUAUUGUUGACAAGAACACAAUUCUUUAGGGAAUGAUUUAAUCCGAAAUGCCUCCGAACCGAGUCGCCAAACGCGCUUCCGUCGCAUGUAAGGCGUGCAAUUCCCGCAAAGUCCGAUGCACUGUUACGCUAUCUGGCCCGCCCUGCGCCAACUGCUCAGUCGACGGCAUACCCUGUGUAGUACAGAGCCGCAAGAGACGGCGAAACUCCGAGUUAUUGCUUUCGGCCUCGCCCUGUGAUUCAAAAACUAGCGACGAUCACGUAGUUGCUGCGUCGGACCGAGCGCUACAACCAGGGCCGCCUGUGGCUGCAUCCUCUCACAAUGAUUCUCAGGUUGAGCACAUAUCCCCUCGUGCUGGAAACGAACCUGUCUGUACAGUUCCUUCGGGGGAUAACGCUAGCGACUUAUCUCCCCAAGAGGUUCAUCGCCCUCCUACCGUGACGGAGAAUGGGCCGACAACCUGUUUGUCGGAGCCAACACCACCUCACCUUCCAGCCAUUCCGUUCCCCAGGCGGCGGCUCUCUGACUUUUCAGAUAUGGCACAGGAGAGCUCAGCAUAUGCAGAGGCCUUGGAAGGGAGCGACAAUCAUGUCAAUGGCGUUCCUUUCUAUCCUGGUGAUAAGCGGGGCCCCGCGUUUGUGAUUGACAUCUGUGAGCCUAACAAACCUCUAAAGAACCGCCACUUUUUUGUCCCAAUGCCCUCAAUUGAGUCCAUGGAGACAGAAGAUGUCGACUAUCUCCGGUCCAAGGGUGUCUUUUCUCUGCCUCCGCAACACAUAAGAGAAGCCCUCAUACAUUCUUACUUCCAUCACAUUCAUCCAUUCGCGCCGGUUUUAGAUGCUACUGACUUCGUCCCCAAAUACGAAAAAGGUCGCGUGAGCCUCCUACUUCUGUGGAGCAUGUUCUUAGCGGCAGCGAGUUUUGUUGAUGAUUCUAUGCUAUCGGGUGACUUCUAUGUCAAUCGGUUGACAUUGAAGCGUGCGGCCUAUCAGAGGGCAAAGGCCCUGUAUGAUGCAGACUACGAGAAAGACAAGAUUACUCUCAUUCAGUCGGUAUUUUUGAUGAGUCACUGGUACACUAGCACUGAAGACCGCACCGGACCAUGGCACUGGAGCGGCAUCGCCAUCAGCCUAUCGCAUACCAUAGGGCUCCAUCGUCAACCUAUGCUCACAGGGCAAGCUUCUCGGGGCAUUCCCGUUUUCUGGCGCCGUCUCUGGUGGUCCAUAUAUUGCCGUGAAGUGUGGUUGUCCCUGGGCCACGGUCGGCCUAUGAGGGUUUCCUUGGACGAUUCCGAUGUUCCCCUACCAGGACAAGAGGACACUGCGCUUCUGUCAGCCGAAGCAAGGUUUGAAGGCAGCCAGAAAUAUUUACCUGGUGACCUGGACACGCUAUCAAAGGUGUGGCUUUCUCUCGUGGGCGUAACGAGAGUGCUUGGGACUAUCCUGUCGACCAACUACAAUGCAAAGGGAACUAAACCGUCAAAGGAAGAACUUGAACAAAGUGAAAAUGAAAUCCGAGAAUGCUAUUACCUCCCCCAAGAGGGCUUUAGUCAAAGUCGGGUUGUCGCUUCUCAUGUUUACCAGUUCAAGCUGUUUUUUCAAGCAACUAUCAUUGUGCUGUACCGGCCAUUCAUUUUCGAUACUCCACGCGAUUGUCCCGCAACUCAGCAUGGCACAUGGAGGAUCUUUGCGAGCCAAAAGACUCGGACUGCCGCCUCCGAAGCCAUUAGCGCAGUCAACUCGAUGAUGGCCGAGGACCUCAUUGGGCUUUGCCACACCAUCACAGUCCUCGCCCUCGUGCCACCAAUGCAAAUCCAUCUCUUGGAGUCAACCUCGCUGAAGCCUAUGACGUGCCAAAUGGGAAAACACAAUCUCGCACUUUGCAUGCUUGCGAUGGGCGAACUCCGCAAGUCGUACUUCUCUGCAGAGGCAGCUUUCAAGUUGUUCGAGAGGGCGAAAAAUAAAAUCGAGAGAACCAUGGUACGGGAGGAGCCACCGCGUACACCUGCGGAAGUGCGUCCUGCGGAGGCUGUGCCCGAUGAUGGAAAUUGGGUGAGUUAUACUGAAGGCUAUGCUAUUUCAACACCGGGAAUUAUUUCGGACCUAUGGGCGCCAUUUUCCACUCUGAUUCCAGAUGAUGAUUCCGAGAUUAUCCAUACGGAUGCUUGGCUUGACAUUCAGAACAUGCACCAUGGAUGGACAAUUGACCGGUUCGGGCUGUCUUGAAGAAUAGAAACAUGAGUUUUCAAAGGUUGUUUAGGUCUUGCCGCAAGAUCCGCCUGGAAUUAUAUUCGGAG
Molecule: messenger RNA, 2341 nt
Organism: Ilyonectria robusta
Lineage: Eukaryota; Fungi; Ascomycota; Sordariomycetes; Hypocreales; Nectriaceae
Product: fungal-specific transcription factor domain-containing protein
Exons: 8
Coding region: 93-2270 (725 amino acids)
Biological process (GO): DNA-templated transcription; regulation of DNA-templated transcription
Molecular function (GO): DNA-binding transcription factor activity, RNA polymerase II-specific; zinc ion binding; DNA binding
Source: RefSeq, a predicted model, not a curated record